GAUUUAAAUCGUCCACCCAAUGCCCGAACGCCCAUUAUUUCUCACUAGGUAGAAAGAGACAGGAAGCCACGGAGGAAUCCCUCACGAACACCCCGUUGACCCAGAACCAUGGCUUCGAAUAAUGGCACAGUUGGAAAGUGGGAAGUGGUGAAGAAAGGAAAGAAAAACCCAAAUUCGGGAGGAAAACCGGGUGAUAAAAAAUCCGGCGGUGGGGAGAGGAAAGUGUUGACCGAAUCUAACCUAUUCACUCGACCGCCCCCGAUCAUCUCUGAGACCCUGUACGAUAACUUUGAGAAGAUGGCCAAGAAACAGAACAAGGAACAGAUGCCUCCGCCGACCGCAGAGUCCCAGAACAAGAAGCCUCCCAUGAGCAAGCCCAGCAAGAAGGCCAGUCCGCUGAACAGCCCCCAGCCGACCUCUGCGCACAAGAACCUGGAGGCCGCCUUCAAAACGCUGGAUGUCUCGGAGCUGAAACAGCAGCUGGGUCGCAGCCAGGCUCUCUUCCCAGAAAGCCCCUCGGUGUGGGUCAAGGACCUGGCCGGAUACCUCAACCACAAGCUGAAUGUGCCCGAGAGCGAGCCCACCCUCAGCAACUAUGCCCAUGACUACCCAUACUGCCUCGCUGGAAAGGAGCUGAAGAGUGUGAUGAACGGGCUCAUCGGCCGCUGCAGCGAUGACCUGCCGGACUUCUUUGACCACUGUGUUUCCACCAUGCUCAGGGAGCUGGACAGACAACCAGAUGAGCCUUUGCAUGGGUACCGAGUCUGCAUCCAGGCAAUCCUACAGGACAAGCCAAGAAUAGCCACCCAAAGCCUGCCAGAGUACCUGGAGCUGCUCCGGUCGGUACAGAACCGCCCGGCCAAGUGUCUGACCAUCAUGUGGGCUCUGGGCCAGGCGGGCUUCUAUGACCUCAGCCAGGGAUUGCGAGUGUGGCUGGGCAUUAUGCUCCCUGUGCUCGGAGUCAAGUCGCUCUCCUCCUACGCCCUCGCCUAUCUGCAGAGACUCCUCAUGCUUCAUGCAAACCUCACCAAGGGAUUUGGAAUCAUGGGCCCUAAAGAGUUCUUCCCUUUGCUGGACUUCGCCUUCAUGCCCAAGAACGCCUUGUCAUCGAGCCUGCAGGACCAGCUGCGGCGCCUGUACCCACGCCUCAAGGUGCUGGCCUUCGGCGCCAAGCCAGAGAGCACGCUGCACACGUACCUGCCCUCCUUCCUGUCCAGGGCCACGCCCCACUGCCCCGACGACAUGAAGAGAGAGCUUCUGAGCAGUAUGACAGAGUGCUUGUGCGUGGAUGUGCAGUCUCUAGGCGUGUGGAGGCAGCUGUACACCAAACACCUACCCCAGUCCAGCCUUCUCUUAAACCAUUUGCUGAGGUCUUGGAAGGCUCUGCCACCAAAGCUUCAGAGGAACCUCCAGGAGACCAUCCAGUCGUUCCGGGUGACCAACGAUGAGAUGAGGGACACCAUCGAAUCCCAGGAGCUCCAGGAUUGCAACGCACUGUGUCAAAACCUGCAGGUGAAGAUGCGUAGUGGUGGGUUCCCCUGGUCCAGGCUGCUCAUGGUGCUGUUGGUGUUCGUCGCUGGCUUCAUGGCUCAGGACAUCCGGUCCCACGGCUCCUUCACAGACUCCACGACGGCGCGGUAUUUACACAGCUCUGGGGUGGCUGGUGUGUCGCAGCAGGCAUGGGGCAAGGUGACCGUCUAUACCAAACAGGGCUUCAGCUGGCUGGAGACGAACAUGCCCUUCUACUACUCUGAGAGCGUGCGUGUGCUGGGGCCCCUGAUGGAGCAGGGCCUGGAGAAGGCCAAGGCCGCGGCGGUCCUCAUCGCCGAGAACACCAACCGCCUCGUCCUGUGGGUCGGGGAGAAGGCGCCCCUGCUGCUGGACUGGGUGAUCACCAACACACCAGACAGCGUGUUCCAGGCGCUGGCCUACCUGAAGGAGCUCCUGCUGCUCCUCUAUCACGACGUCAUCCUCCCUGCCCUGGCCUUCACAGCCCAGCUGCUGCAGCGCACCUGGAACGGCCUGCGGGACUCCUGCAACGGGGAGGUCUCGGUGUCGUGUCUACAGGGCCACGCCUUGUCCUUCACCAACUCCACCUGGCUCCUCCUCCAGCACACCACCUCCGCCAUCAAGACCUGGGCCCAGGAGCUGCUGCCGCCUGCAUGAUGCACACACUCUGCCCUGCACACACGUACAUAAACACACACAACCCCUCCCCCCCUUCAAAGGCAUAUGAAGACAAACUACGCCUGUCAUUGGGGCUGCGUUAUGCGCUCCUGAUCUGAGCUGGUUGAACAUGGAGGACCCCACCACGUCGGGGCGGAACAGACUUUCACUCUUUAAUGACUUCUACUCUCUCCUUUUUUCUAAUCCUGCAUGCUAUUUAUAGUUGUUAUUUUUUACCAGCUCUUUUCUUAAUGUUUCGAUGCGGAAGUCAAUCCCCCCUCCUACCCAUGGAUUUUCUACACUUACAUUUCCAGCCCGACCACACUUAACCUUGAGGCAAUACAUUUACACGGUGAAAUUAUAUUUGUUCUUAGGUUCAUUUCUACAAGAAGGAGAAAAAGUAUUUAUAGAUAUGGAGUGUGUGCUGUGUGAUCGGUCGUGUGAGAGAGAACACAUUGGAAAAUACCAUGUCUCCGUCCAUCUGAAACAUUUCUGUGUAUGGAUCUGGAGUCAAAUGGUUGAGUCCAGAGUUUGGUCCCCUAUACUUCAUCUUGUAUUCAUCGAUGGUUUUUAUGUACGUGUGCCUGCGUUUGUGUGUGUGUGUGUGUGUGUGUGUGUGUGUGUGUGUGUGUGUGUGUGUGUGUAUAUGAGAUGUAAAACAACCUUAUCAACCCCCCAUUGCAUGGACUUCAAAGAUGCAGAUGAUGAAAUACUUUAUUGAGCCAGAAGGAAGUAAGCGGCUGAUUGCUGUUCACUGGACAGAUGGUACGAUAUUCUUGUGGUUGUACGUUCAUUUUCAAACCCUGUCUACCUGUCUUGAGUUGUGCUGUGACCCCUGGGCGAAGUUCAGAAAGGGUAAUAGUGUACCAUGUCUCUUUAACUGUACGACCUGUAUUAAAAUGUAGAAUUAACCCUGUAGCUACUACUGCUAACUUCAAUGAAACAUAACGAUAGUCCACACACUUCGCUCACUGGAAGCCAGGCAUGAAUGAGAUCAGAAGAGCAGCGACUGUGAAUUGUGUUGUCCAAAGUAAAGGCUGAUGUUCUCUGUUUGUGUGUGUGUAUAAACGUGUGUGUGCAUGUUGACAUGGGGUAAUUCGUUUGCCCCAUGAUAUCCUCAUUCGAAAGUGUUAGAUUAUAAUAACAGACUAUUCUUCUACCUUGGGCUUUGGUGACAUUACAAUAGGUGGUGUCCUGCUGGUAAAACUGAGGGAACUAAUUUCGUAACGCUCACCCCGAAGUAGAAAAUGGAAGUUUAGAAGGACACGGCAAUUUAUGUUACAUUUUAAUGUAAAUGAUUUAUAAUAAAAUAUCAAACAA
Messenger RNA from Gadus macrocephalus (Pacific cod), 3486 nucleotides. RefSeq names its product transmembrane protein 214 (gene tmem214). The record is from RefSeq and is a predicted model, not a curated record. Gene Ontology annotation, cellular component: endoplasmic reticulum; Golgi apparatus. NCBI's taxonomy places the organism in Eukaryota, Metazoa, Chordata, Actinopteri, Gadiformes, Gadidae. The transcript is spliced from 17 exons. The coding region runs from base 109 to 2166 and encodes 685 amino acids.